AUGAACCAUGUCAGCCCAACCAAGAAACGGCAUGGUCUAGCCGGCUUUGCAGAGCUUGGCUAUGAAGCGUACACUGUCGGAAUUGUGUGUGCUCUGGAAUUUGAGAUGAGCGCUGUCAGCUACAUGCUGGACAAAGAACAUGUCCGUUUGCCUAGAAAGCCUGGUGAUUCGACGCUAUAUAUUCUUGGAGAGCUUAGCGGCCAUAAUGUGAUCCUUGCUAGUCUUCCUGGUAGCCAGGGAAAGAGUACAGCAGCCGCAGUCGCAAAAGAUAUGGCGCGUACGUUUCCAUCGAUCGAUCUACGCUUGAUGAUCGGGAUCGGGGGAGGCGUGCCGAGUACAAAGAAUGAUAUCCGCUUAGGCGACGUUGUCGUUAGUAUGCCCGACAGUCAACAUGGUGGUGUGGUCCAAUAUGACCUAGGUAAGAGCACAGACGAUGGCACUGUCCUGAAAGGAUUCCUUUGGCCGCCAUCCGAGAUUUUGAGAAGUGCUGUGUCUAUUAUACGGUCUGAUCAUAGAAUCCUGCAGAGCAAAAUUCAUGAGUUCAUGUCGGCUAUGUUUCAGAAAAGCAAUGACCUUAGACUUUCGUAUCAGCGACCUACGGAGCCAGAUGAACUCUUCCAGUCGGGAUAUCGUCAUGUUUCUUACCUAGAAACUUGUGAGCUUUGUGAUAAGACAAAACUGGUCCAUCGUCAGUCCCGAGAUCCGAUCCCUAAGAUCCAUUACGGGCUCAUUGCUUCUGGAGAUCAAGUCAUUAGGAGCGCCUCAAAUGCAGCUGAAGUGAAUAAGAGGGUUGGUGGCAAUAUCUUGUGUUUCGAGAUGGAAGCGGCGGGGAUUGCGACAGAAUACUCGUGCAUCGCCAUUCGAGGCGUCUCUGACUAUGCAGACUCUCACAAGAACGACGCCUGGCAGUAUUAUGCCGCGGCCACAGCUGCUGGAUGCGCCAAAGAGCUACUUUCGUACGUUGACCUGCAGCAGCCUUCCAUCACAACUGAAGCCCUUGAUCAGAAUAAGUCUGAGUUGUCCACUGGCAGCCAUCUACCUGCACAAUCUAUCUUCCGCGGUCAAGAAUUCAAAACUCGGGGUCUGGCAAUAUAUCUGUAG
Molecule: messenger RNA, 1101 nt
Organism: Penicillium taxi
Lineage: Eukaryota; Fungi; Ascomycota; Eurotiomycetes; Eurotiales; Aspergillaceae
Exons: 1
Coding region: 1-1101 (366 amino acids)
Biological process (GO): nucleoside metabolic process
Molecular function (GO): catalytic activity
Source: RefSeq, a predicted model, not a curated record